Messenger RNA from Aedes albopictus (Asian tiger mosquito), 1421 nucleotides. It is a transcript of the gene Slimp, whose product is annotated as serine--tRNA synthetase-like protein Slimp. Gene Ontology annotation, biological process: seryl-tRNA aminoacylation. Gene Ontology annotation, cellular component: mitochondrion. The record is from RefSeq and is a predicted model, not a curated record. NCBI's taxonomy places the organism in Eukaryota, Metazoa, Arthropoda, Insecta, Diptera, Culicidae. The transcript is spliced from 2 exons. Gene Ontology annotation, molecular function: serine-tRNA ligase activity; ATP binding; tRNA binding. Bases 123 to 1376 code for a protein of 417 amino acids.
CAUGCCCCAUUCAUCAUAAGAGGUUCUGUAAUAUUUGAAAUUCUCGGUUCGUGUUCAAUGUAGACGUUUCGGACGAAUCCGUCGUAACAUCCUUUCAAAUCGUUGAAGUUCUGAACUCGACAAUGCUCAGGACGAGACUGCUGCACUGCCUGUCGCGGAGAUCCUACUCUUCCGCGCUGUACAUCACCGGGGACAAAGCUAAGGAGCAGUACGCGCCCUUGGUUCCCUAUCUGGACUUCCAGGCGAAGUUGUCGGACCUCGAAAAGCUUCGGCAGAACUUGAACCUUCGACGAUACCAGUUGGAUUUUGAAGACCUCAAACACCAGAGGGAUCUGUACCGAUCGAUAGAGUUGCGUAAACGAGACAUAGAAGCCAGGCGAGUUGAGUUGAAGGAGAAGAUCAAGGAAUCGAAGAGUGAGGAUAAGAUCAAGCAGUUGAAGAUGCAGGCCACGCUGGCCAGGGAUGAUCUGAAGAACCUGAAGGAAAGCAGCUAUGCCAUAGCGGACAAGUUCGUUGCCGGGACGUUUCUGGCCAUUCCGAAUGAGCUGCACGAGAGAACACCGGCGGAUCAGGAAGAAGUGUUGUACGAGCGGAGCACGUCGAGGGAAGGAAGUGCGAUCGGAGACCAGUGGUUGGAGAAGUACGACUCGACCUGUUUCUACAUGACUGGGGAUGCUGCGUUGAUGGACCUGUUUCUACCGAUGAACUGUGCUGGUCUGCUACAGGAUGCUGGGUUUGUGCUAUUUUCCAAUCCGGAUUUCGUGCGUAGCGUUCUGGUGGAAGCAGCCCGUGAGGAUCCAGAGUCGAUUUAUCUGAUCAAUGAAGAAGUCGACCUGGAACACAAGCUGAACUUGCUGCAUUUGUGCGGUGGAGGGUCCAUGCUGAGCUUCUUAGGAUAUCUGACGAAACUUUCAGUGUUUCCAACGGCUCUUCCUCUGCGCUUGGUGGCCAUUGGCAAGCAGUAUUUUUACGGCAAGACGCAAACCAGUGCCGUUCAGAUGAUGACCGCAACUCAGCAAGCUCCCGAGGCAGUACAGAUUUUCGAUGAAACAAUCGAGUUGUACAAAAAGUUCUACGAUCAGCUGGAGUUGAGUUACCGAUUGGUGCAGGUUCCAGCUCACCACUUGGAGACAUCGGAAGCAAUGAGAGUAGAUGUGGAAAUCUAUAGUCCACGUGCGAAGGGCUUUGUGAAAGUCGGUAACGUUUGCUAUUACUCCGAUUUCAUCAGUAAGCGGAUAGCGUUCAAUUACCACGAAGGGAAGGUCCAGAAGUUUCCUCACCUGGUGUCCGGAACCGUACUUAAGGCAGCCAACCUCAUCGAAGUGCUACUACAGCACGGCAUUUGUUACAAAGACUUGAAAUUUCUCAAUCAAUGAAACCGGUUUUAUAAAGUUGUUAGUUUUAAAUUAGAAAAAAUAUAA